GCGUACGCACGGCGGCGCAAGAAACGCGUGCGUGCGCGCGAGGGCUCGCGUUUCUAGGGAUGCUCGUGCGCGCCUGGAAUUCUAGCACGCGCGAGGCAGGCGAUCGAUCGAUCGAGGUACUCUAGGGUUUAGUGCCUUCAUGCGGUUGUGAAGAAUCCGGGGGUGAAAUUUCUCGUCCAUGGCACGAGAUCCGGAGGAGGGAGCCACUGCCGCGGCCAAUCCAUCCAUCGCCGCGUCCUCGCGAUCACGCUCCGUGACCGAGACUGUGAAUGGCUCGCAUCACUUCACCAUCAAUGGCUACUCCCUUGCCAAGGGGAUGGGCGUCGGCAAGUACAUCUCUAGCAACACCUUCUCGGUGGGGAAUUACCAGUGGGCGGUCUACUUCUAUCCAGACGGCAAGAACACGGAGGAUAGCUCCCUCUACGUCUCGGUGUUUAUAGCUCUCGCGAGCGAAGGCACGGACGUGAGAGCGCUGUUUGAGCUGACGCUCUUGGAUCAGAGUGGCAAAGACAAGCACAAGGUUCACAGCCACUUUGAUCGAUCGCUUGAGAGUGGUCCUUACACUCUCAAGUAUCGAGGGAGUAUGUGGGGCUAUAAACGUUUCUUUCGCCGCGCGGUGCUAGAGACCUCGGAUUAUCUGAAAGAUGAUAGCCUUUCCAUCACCUGCACUGUUGGCGUGGUUGUCUCGUCAAUGCAGGCUUUGCGUCAGCAAAGUCUGCCAGUGCCAGAGUCGGACAUUGGCCGCCACUUUGGAGCACUUUUGGAGUCUGGAGAGGGAUCGGACAUUACUUUUGAGGUGGACGGAGAGGUGUUCCACGCGCACAAGAUGGUCCUGGCGGCUCGAUCUCCCGUUUUUCGAGCGCAACUCAACGGGCCUCUCAGUGACUCCAACGUUAAGUUGUUACAACUGGAAGAUAUCAAGGCUCCGGUUUUCGAGGCAAUGCUUUACUUUAUAUACAGGGAUGCGCUUCCAGAUGCGAGUGAGGUGCUGUCCUCGAGCUCUUACUCGUCAACAUCUUUGGCCUCCACGAUGAUGGCUCAACAUUUGCUCGCCGCGGCUGAUCGCUAUGGACUGGACCGGCUGAGGAUAGUUUGCGAGGCAAAGCUCUGCGAGGACGUGAGCAUAGACACAGUGGCGACGACACUAGCUCUAGCGGAGCAGCACCAUGCGACGCAACUCAAGAGAGUUUGCCUCAAGUUUGCCGCUUCCAACUUGGCAGCCGUGAUCCAAAGCGAUGGCUUCGACUACUUGAAGGAGAGCUGCCCGUCAUUGCAAUCGGAAUUGCUAAGAACGGUGGCUGGAGUGGAAGGAGGCGACGACGACGAACUAAGGCCCGGAUCUAAACGAAGGUCCGUAUGGACACACUUGGCGGAUGGAACCGACGGUACUGGAAGGAGAGUGAGAGUAAAGCAGCCAUAGCAAAAACAACGCAACGAACACACACACAUUUGUAAACGCCCAAAGGCGAUAUGUUGUAGUAUUCAUCAUCGUGUAUGUACACUUGCAAAAGAAUUAAAACAAAGAAUGCGAUCGAUUUUAUC
Messenger RNA from Selaginella moellendorffii, 1542 nucleotides. Its product is annotated as BTB/POZ and MATH domain-containing protein 1. Bases 179 to 1420 code for a protein of 413 amino acids. The record is from RefSeq and is a predicted model, not a curated record. Gene Ontology annotation, molecular function: protein binding. NCBI's taxonomy places the organism in Eukaryota, Viridiplantae, Streptophyta, Lycopodiopsida, Selaginellales, Selaginellaceae. Gene Ontology annotation, biological process: protein ubiquitination. The transcript is spliced from 4 exons.